UGGAGAAAUGCAAAUAUAAGGGCGGAGUAACUAAAAUGUCAGUAGCGUCACGGGCCGCCAGUUUACUCUUCCCGUGUUUCGGUUUCCCUCCCAUAAUCUAGCUGGCCAGUCAAACAAGCAGUCAGGAGUUUGUGAAAGUAACAUGGCGGCGGAGUGGCAGCACCCUGGGUUUAGCUGCCUCUUCCAAACUUGCUUCUGUUUAUUACUGUGGGUUUUGGUGCUUCCUAGGGUCGGAGGAGAGCAAACCGGCAGCAGCACUAGCACAGUCAUCCUGGGCUUCCGGCUGAUAAACAGCAACAAGUCUGUGAACACAGACUCCAAUGGUCUUCUGCAGGUAACGGAAGGCAGCCGAGUUGAGCUAAGACUGUAUGGGCUUCGCAUCACUACAGAAAGCUGGGCUGCCAUCGCAUUCACUGAGCAGGACGAGGUGCAGAACCGAAGUUGUUUAGACCGGACUAAGGAUAUUGUGGUCCAGCAGAAAACCCAUGAUACUAGGGACAACUCUGGAGUUAUCAUCUUGGAUAUAAAGCCUCUAAGAAAAAGUGAGACUUCUAAGCUCUAUCGACUGUGCACCUGUAAUGGGUCUGGUGACAGUUGGGUACUACACAAGGGCAUUGAUGCUCAGAUCUUGGUGGUGGAAGAGAAGAAGCCCUUUCUACCUAUCUGGCUACAAAUCAUUCUUUUGAUUUUGUUACUUACUUUGUCAGGGAUGUUCAGCGGGCUGAACUUAGGACUGAUGGCUUUGGACCCAAUGGAACUGAGGAUUGUGCAGAACUGUGGCACUCUCAGAGAACGUAAGUAUGCUAAGAAGAUUGAACCCAUUAGAAGAAAAGGAAACUAUCUGCUUUGUUCACUACUGCUUGGAAAUGUGCUGGUAAACACCACAUUAACCAUAUUCUUGGAUGACUUGGUAGGUUCAGGCUUAGUGGCUGUGAUUGCAUCUACUGUUGGUAUUGUGAUAUUUGGUGAAAUUGUGCCACAGGCUCUCUGUUCCAGACACGGUUUGGCAGUGGGAGCGAAUACCAUUUGGCUUACAAAAUUUUUUAUGCUGCUUACAUUUCCACUGUCUUACCCCAUAAGCCGGAUUUUAGAUUGCAUUCUUGGACAAGAAAUGGGCACAGUGUAUAACCGGGAAAAGUUGCUAGAAAUGCUGAAAGUGACUGAACCUUUUAAUGACUUGGAGAAGGAAGAGCUUAGGAUGAUACAGGGAGCUUUGGAACUCCGAACAAAAACAGUGGAAGAUAUCAUGACACCUUUGAAUGAUUGCUUCAUGAUUUCCAAUGAUGCUGUCUUGGACUUCAGCACCAUGUCUGAGAUCAUGGAAAGUGGCUACACUAGGAUUCCAGUUUAUGAAAAUGACCGGUCCAAUAUCAUAGAGCUCCUUUAUGUCAAAGACCUGGCUUUUGUGGAUCCAGAUGACUGUACUCCACUUAAGACCAUUACUCGAUUUUACAACCAUCCUGUGCAUUAUGUUUUCCAUGACACUAAGUUGGAUGCAAUGCUGGAGGAGUUUAAGAAAGGAAAAUCUCAUCUGGCAAUAGUGCAAAAAGUAAAUAGUGAGGGUGAAGGCGAUCCCUUCUAUGAGGUCCUAGGUUUGGUAACCUUAGAAGAUGUCAUUGAAGAAAUCAUCAAAUCUGAAAUCCUGGAUGAGUCCGAUUUGUACACAGACAAUCGCAGCAAGAAGAAGGUACCACACCGUGAGAAGAAUAAACGAGACUUCUCAGUUUUCAAACCGGAGAGUGAAAACUUGGUGAAGGUCUCACCUCAGCUGCUGCUGGCUGCUCAUCGUUUUCUAGCUACAGAAGUGAAUCUCUUUUGUUCUCCUCAAAUGUCAGAGAAGAUCCUGCUGCGCCUCUUGAAACACCCUGAAGUCAUCAAGGAGAUCAAGUUCGACACAGAGAACAAGAAGGGAUCUGAACACUAUUUGUACCAGCGUAACAAGCCUGCAGAUUUUUUUAUUUUAAUUUUGCAGGGUAAAGUGGAAGUGGAGGCUGGUAAAGAGAAUAUGAAGUUUGAAACUGGUCCUUUCUCCUUCUAUGGUGUCAUGGCAUUGAGUCCCUCACCAGUGGCAGAUUUCCGUUCUCCAUCUCAUGCAAGUGGAUUAAAUCGUUCUGUCUCGCUUAAUUACCAUGAGCACUGCGAUUCCCUUUCUGCCAUCAGUGGCAGUAAUAGCCAUCUCAGUGGAACAUCCCAACAGUACAUUCCAGAUUUCUGUGUCCGAGCUCUAACUGACCUGCAGUUUAUAAAAAUUACUCGACUUCAGUAUCAGAAUGGAUUGCUGGCCACAAGAAUGGAUAGCAACCCACAGUCUCCAGAACAUGUGCAUAUUGCAGUAGACACCAGUAUAACAGAAAAAAGCGAGCCAGUUCAGGAUGAGAUGACAGGCCUACUCAGUGAUCAGAACUGCGUGAACCGCAAAUCCAAUCACAGCAUACACAGGGAGAAUUCUGUGUGAUGAUAAUUGAUGGGGCAGACCCCAGGUGACAUUGACAUUUUAACAUAAAUAAUUUGUGUAAAAGUCUGCUCUAAGGGGGUACAGAUCAGAAGUUGGGUUAUGUUCUGAUCAUUCCUCUUCCUCUGAUGCGUGUGAACUUGUACUAGUGUUUGCAGGUGGGAAAGCUUUAAGAGUCUGCUAAGUAACACUUCCAUCCUUAUUUAAGCACUUUGAUAUGCAUUGGAGGUGUAUUACUGUAUGCAGUCUCCUGAACUAUGAUCAUGUGACUUUCUGCAAUUGAUUUUUCCCCCCUUUGGGUACCUGUCUUCCAGUUCUCUUUAAGGAGAUUCUCCUAAGUAUGGGAUUUACAGUGUUUUGCCGUGCCACAAUUAAGAAAGAAGAGACUGGAGUUGGCUGCUAGGACCUGCUUUGUGCAGUCACAGGCAUCAAUGCUGCAUUUCUGAAGAUACUUUUUUCUUGAAGCAUGCAGCAAAGAGAGAGAGUCAUAUAUAGCCCCACCAGUCAGUUCACUUUAGCCUUGGAAAGAGUAUCAAGUGGUUUAAUUCAGUAAACAGAAAAUCUUGGUGUUAAUUUUAUUUUUUUACUUCAUUGUGUCUUAUACUGCAUAUGUAAUUUCUAGUUUCAAAAAAGCAGAGGAAGGAGUGAGAUGAAACAUCGUGUUCCUUCUGUGCCCCAGGGACCUGCAUUCAGCCCAUUUCUCAGCUAUACAUAAACAGGACUGCUUAAAAAUAUAUACAGAACUGCAAUUUUAAGUCUUCUUUAGAAGUAUGACCACUAAUUUGAUUGUAAACUCAGCUAUGUAGGUGACUUGUGUCAGCAAUUCAUUGUCUCAGAAACACUAUUUAUAAAAGUUGCCUCAUUUUUUUG
Messenger RNA from Protopterus annectens (West African lungfish), 3322 nucleotides. RefSeq names its product cyclin and CBS domain divalent metal cation transport mediator 4 (gene CNNM4). The transcript has 7 exons. Gene Ontology annotation, molecular function: magnesium ion transmembrane transporter activity; sodium ion transmembrane transporter activity. Gene Ontology annotation, cellular component: plasma membrane. NCBI's taxonomy places the organism in Eukaryota, Metazoa, Chordata, Ceratodontiformes, Protopteridae. The coding region runs from base 143 to 2455 and encodes 770 amino acids. The record is from RefSeq and is a predicted model, not a curated record. Gene Ontology annotation, biological process: magnesium ion transport; magnesium ion homeostasis.